AUGGAAGUACUGGAGUUUCUGAACCGGCAUGCAUCUAGUCACUUGCUCAAGCACAAGCAAACCAGCUACACAGGAACACCGACAAUCACUGUAUGUCAAGAUUUUGAGGAGCAGUCAGCAAGUGUACACCGAUUUUCGACCGUUACAAUGAUGCAGGAAGACAAUUUAACCACCAAUGUGUCCUGUCAGAUUCAUGAUGGCAUAUUGUCACCAUUCUUGCCCAUUGGCUACAUUAUCAUCUGUUGCAUUGGUCUGCUCUGUAACACUGUCACGCUCUACAUAUUUUUCCUUCGGCGACACACAGACUCUUCCAUGACCGUGUACAUGCGCCACCUUGCCCUAGCGGACACCCUCCUGGUCAUGUGCUUGCCCCUGCGAGUUUACUACCACAACAAAGAAGGUCCCUUCUACUUGUGCAAGGUGGUGGGCAUCUUCUUCUACAUCAACAUGUAUUCCAGCAUCCUGUUUCUCAGCCUCAUCAGUCUGGAUCGCUACUUGAAAAUCAUCAAGCCCGUUUGGGUCCGUCGAAUACAAAAGACAAAGUGGAGCCACAUGGCAAGCUACAUCGUCUGGGUGAUCCUCAUCUCAGGAGUGAUUCCCUUUUUUACAAGCAGCAGUCAAAAACAUCCGUGUGACAAGGUUUGCUUCCACUUCCACAGCAAGGGACCUGUCGGUGGGACCAUUAACCUGACUACAGUGGUGCUCUUCCUUGUUUUUUAUGUAGCCUUUCUUUGUUUUUAUGUGAAGAUCACUAAGAAACUCAAGACUAUGUCCAUGGGUAAUGGUGACCCUAAGGCACAGAGUCGCAAAAAAAGGGUAAUCAUAAAGAUUUUCUUAGUACCGACCAUUUUUACUUUGUGUUUCCUGCCCUACCAUGCGAUACGAAUACCGUACGUUCUGGCUCAGAUUAAUGUGAUCGGAGAUCUUCAAAGCCAACAAUUGUUGCACAUAUUAAAUGAGAGUACCUUGCAAUUGUCCGCUCUAAAUAGCUGCCUUGACCCAAUUAUCUAUUACUUCUUAUCCAGUGCAUACCAGAAAACAAUACUGUGUGCCAUUCAGGGCAAGUUUAAAAACAUGUAUGCUUUAAACAGAAGGAGAAUCAGCAUAAACCGCUCACUCACUGAAAUUUAG
Messenger RNA from Sinocyclocheilus grahami, 1131 nucleotides. Its product is annotated as P2Y purinoceptor 14-like. Gene Ontology annotation, molecular function: G protein-coupled receptor activity; oxysterol binding. The record is from RefSeq and is a predicted model, not a curated record. The coding region runs from base 1 to 1131 and encodes 376 amino acids. Gene Ontology annotation, biological process: G protein-coupled receptor signaling pathway. Gene Ontology annotation, cellular component: membrane. The transcript has 3 exons. Lineage: Eukaryota; Metazoa; Chordata; Actinopteri; Cypriniformes; Cyprinidae.